AUGUCGGAGUCUACCAACCUUGUGUCGCUGCAGGUGCGCAUCUGGGUGGCGGAGAAGGACGUUGCGAAAUACUUCGAAGCCCUCGGGGCUGUCUUUUACAAGAUUGCCCGCGAGCCCGAAUGCACGCUCUUCGAAGUGUAUCAGUCGCAGGAAAACAAGGGGGAGAUUUUAGUGCUCAAGAAUUGGAACGCAUCAAAGGAAUGGGUGGUGAAUGUGGCGAUGAAAAGACCGUACCUCGAUGAGUACCAUGAUACCGUCGAACCAUUGUUUAUCAAGCCCAAAGAGGUGACAAUUGCGGAUCGUAAGGCUGGGAAAUUCAGUGUGGUAAAGACCAACAAUGGCCAGAUCUGGCCGGCGGAUGGACAUGAAUAG
This is a messenger RNA of Aspergillus japonicus CBS 114.51, 372 nucleotides long. Its product is annotated as putative quinol monooxygenase. The transcript is spliced from 3 exons. Bases 1 to 372 code for a protein of 123 amino acids. The record is from RefSeq and is a predicted model, not a curated record. Lineage: Eukaryota; Fungi; Ascomycota; Eurotiomycetes; Eurotiales; Aspergillaceae.